AUGGAAGAGGCAGUGCUGUGUCGCUCUCCUUCGCAAAUAAGAGAACUAUUUGCAAUAUUGAUAUGCACUUGCGGUUUAUCCAAUCCUCUUCAACUAUGGGAUAAGUAUAAAUCUGCAUUAUCGGAGGAUAUCUUGCAAAGAUUUGAAAGGAUGGAUCAAGUCAACAAUGAUCUAUGUUUCAAUGAAGCACUGAGACAUAUAGAGGACAAAAUAAUAACGAUUUCCGGUAAGAAAUUGUCUGACUUCGGUAUGCCUACACCAGAGCGUCGAGGAGAGUUGUCGACCGAUUUGAUCAAAGAGCUAAGCUACGAUAUUGCUUUAUUAGACGCUCAGGUCAGCGAAACUGAACCACGCCUGCUACCCGAACAAAAAAACAUUUAUAACAAAAUAUUACAACGAGUUGAGCUUGACAAAGGCGGCCUUUUCUUUCUUGACGCCCGGGCGGUACAGGACCGUAAAGUUGCAUUAGCGGUGGCUUCCUCUGGGAUCGCUGCAACAUUGCUGAGCGGUGGACGAACGGCACAUUCGGUUUUUAAAUUACCUCUUAAUCUGGCGAGCGAAGAAACCCCAACGUGCAACAUCAGUAAGAGCAGUGCCCGUGGCGCCCUCUUGCAACAAUGUAUGCUGAUCGUGUGGGACGAGUGCACUAUGUCACACAAACGCGCCAUUGAGGCGCUUGAUCGCUGUCUACAAGAUAUUCACAGCAAUCGAAAGUUGAUGGGUGGUGUGGUAGUGUUAUUGGCAGGGGAUUUUAGACAGACUUUACCUAUUAUCGAGAGAGGCACUGCAGCAGAUGAAAUUAACGCAUGUCUAAAAGCCUCAUAUCUGUGGUCUAAAGUUGAAAAGCUUUAUCUUACCACUAACAUGCGAGUCCAGUUAUUCAGCGAUGUCGAAUCAGGAGCAUAUGCUCAAAAACUGCUAGAAAUUGGUGAAGGCCACCUAAACACCGACCAA
Danaus plexippus (monarch butterfly) is the source of this 954-nucleotide messenger RNA. RefSeq lists its product as uncharacterized. The annotation marks the transcript as partial. The record is from RefSeq and is a predicted model, not a curated record. Gene Ontology annotation, biological process: DNA repair; telomere maintenance. Gene Ontology annotation, molecular function: DNA helicase activity. The transcript is spliced from 2 exons. Lineage: Eukaryota; Metazoa; Arthropoda; Insecta; Lepidoptera; Nymphalidae.